Molecule: messenger RNA, 837 nt
Organism: Williopsis jadinii
Lineage: Eukaryota; Fungi; Ascomycota; Saccharomycetes; Phaffomycetales; Wickerhamomycetaceae
Gene: MRPL17
Product: mitochondrial 54S ribosomal protein mL46
Exons: 2
Coding region: 1-837 (278 amino acids)
Cellular component (GO): mitochondrial large ribosomal subunit
Molecular function (GO): structural constituent of ribosome
Source: RefSeq, a predicted model, not a curated record
AUGUAUCAACCGUUGAAGAGAUGCUUAGCUACUGUUGCGUCCCCAUCAGCAGAAGGAAGUGCAGUGAAUGCCAUUAAGGCUGCUCUAUUACUGACGCGUCAGCCAAUUGUGACGCCAGAUCUCACAGAGCUGGAGAAAGCGUACUUCAACUACCAGGAGGAAUUGGAACGUCGUCUCAUGUGGACUUUCCCUCACUAUUACUACUUCAAGAAGGGGUCCCUUUCAGAGCGUCGUUUCAUCAAAGCUCAAAAGGGUCCGGUUUCUAACCAGCCAAACAUCUUGUUCGAGAAGGGAGAGCCGGACGUUGUACACAACAGAGAGAGAAGACUGAAGCAGGAGGUGAGAAUCCCAAAGGAGGAAUACGAGGAGUCAAGUAUGUCUGAUAUCUCCAGACCUGUUGUGCCAAACUCCAGAAUCACAGACGCUGAUCGCGCAAACGAUAUCACUUCUUUGGAGAGAGCUUUACCAAGAACGCUACAUCUAUUGGUCAAUGAGAACAACAAGGGAUGGAAACUCCCAUCCUUUGCCCUUGCACAAGGCACAACGCUUCACAGAGCUGCGGAGUCUGGACUUAGAGAGCUUGGUGGUGACGAUAUUCAUACAUGGACCGUGGCACGCUCUCCAGCUGCAGUGCUAAAGUAUGAACAUGGUAAAUUAGUUGCACCGGAUGCCAAUUCUGACAAGCUGGAGAGAGAAUUCAUCAUAAAAUCACACAUCCUUGCUGGUGCAUUCAAACCACAGAACUUGGAGUACGCAUGGCUGACCAAGGAGGAAGUUGAAGAGAGAGUCAGCAAGGACUAUUUUGAGGCUACAGAGUUCUUGUUCUCUCGUGUUUGA